AUGUGUAAAAAUGUGUUCGAAGAGAAGCUCCGAGUUUACGCCGAUAACAUGCGAAAGCUGAUCAUCACAGCGCGCAAGGCUAUCAAGGAUCUGAAGCAGGAGAACAUCACGCUCAAGCGAAAGCUAGAGGCGAGUGGUCUGAUCGAAUGCCCUGCUUGUUUGUUCCAUUUCAAACCAGAGAGAAAAAAUCGAAUUCUCCCGAAGUAUAUUAAAGUUUUUCGUGGGAAACUAGCUCUUGAGGUUGAGUUCUCUUCUUUGGACGAGAUGUCGGAGUGGUUAACAGUGAAUCAGCUUGAUGAAAAUAGUGAUGGUCUUCCUACAAUGCUCCCAAAUGAUCAAAAGCUUGAUCUGACGACGACAGGCAGUCUCCUCCACGAACUUGUAAAUGAGCAAAAAGAAUCCGAGACCAAGCAGAACAGAGUCGUGAUUAGUACUCGACGUCGUUUAAGUCACUCGAGGGUCAUCGCACAACAGUCCACAGCCGGCUUCAAGGAAAGCAGUGGGAGAAUCUGA
Molecule: messenger RNA, 513 nt
Organism: Ostertagia ostertagi
Lineage: Eukaryota; Metazoa; Nematoda; Chromadorea; Rhabditida; Trichostrongylidae
Source: the annotation of a GenBank genome assembly